CCACCCGAAGUCUCCAACUGCACAGUGCACCACUGUACGCCAUUAAAAAAACAAAAAAGCCUUUUUAGAGAUAUAAGAAACGAUGCUCUCAUCACUCUCACUCUUUUCCAAUGCCAUAUCUCUCAACCUUGUCUCUUCCUUGUCUUCCGGUCGCUCCACUCAGCCUUUCUUUACCAGGGCCCAAAUGUCAUCCGAAUCGCUUCCACCUCUCCCCCAGCACCGCAUUGUUCUAGGCUGUGGAGCGGUGUCAGUUGAUUUCUUGGCCACUGUGGCUUCUUAUCCUAACCCCGAUGACAAAAUCAGAAGCACUAGCUUAAAGGUUCAAGGAGGCGGGAAUGCUGGAAAUGCCUUAACUUGUGCUGCUCGUUUGGGAUUAAAUCCACGAUUAAUUUCUAAGGUUGCAAAUGAUGCUCAAGGAAAAAGUAUAUUGGAGGAGCUUGAAGCUGAUGGAGUCAACACUUCCUUCUUUAUUGUUUCUGAGGAGGGUAAUUCACCAUUUACUUAUGUAAUCGUUGACAACCAAACGAAAACUCGAACCUGUAUUCACACCCCGGGUUAUCCACCCUUGAUACCAGGCGAGCUUUCUAAGUCAAGUUUAUUAUCUGCAUUGGAUGGAGCAAAUAUGGUCUACUUUGAUGGAAGACAGCAUGAGACUGCUUUAGUUGUUGCAAAAGAGGCAACUCGCAAGAAUAUACCAAUAUUAGUCGAAGCAGAAAGGAAAAGGGAAGGUUUAGAUGAUCUUCUGGAUUUUGCUACUUAUGCUAUAUGCUCAGCAAAGUUUCCACAGGCAUGGACAGAGGCUCCAUCUGUUCCCAGUGCGCUUAUUUCCAUGCUUCUGAGACUGCCAAACUUAAAAUUUGUGAUUGUAACAUUGGGUGAAGAUGGAUGCAUAAUGCUACAAAGAAGUGUAAAUGAUGAUUUUGAUGCUGAAGAAAUGGAUGUUCACAGUUUAUUGGAAUCAUUAAAGCAGAGAAAAGAUGACAGCAAGACCAUCCCAACAUGUAUCUCAUCGGUGGUUACCAAAUUGAGUGUGAAUGGGAUAGGGACAGUGACUGGCCGGUUAUUUGUGGGAACAGCAGAGAAAAUUCCACCAUCAGAACUUGUUGACACAACUGGUGCAGGAGAUGCAUUUAUUGGAGCAGUACUUUAUGCUCUCUGUGCAGGCAUGUCACCGGAGAAGAUGUUGCCAUUUGCUGCUCAAGUGGCUGCAUCUGGCUGUAGGGCUUUAGGAGCCCGAACUGGUCUUCCUCUCCGUACAGAUUCACGCUUGGCGACCUUUUUAUAACAAGUUCCUACAAGCCACCUUUGUUAUAGCCCGAGUAAAUGGAAACUGUUCCCCACAGCCAGAGUAUUUUACAUUGCCGGAAGCGAUUUCUGUGAGCUUUACUUUCAUCACACAGUACGUCCUUCUAGAUCAAAGGGUAAUGAAAAACCACAACCUUAUUUGACAACGUUAUACUUUUGGUCCUAAAUUCUUAAUUCACUUUGUACAUCCAUGCAUCUAUACAUCCUCUAGUGAUGUGAAUCUCAAAAACUUUGUAUUCUGCUGCUUUUGAGCUCCAAAAAUUAUACUAGUAAUUGGUCACUUUUUUAAUUGCAAUAUGAAGUUCGAAUCCAUAAAACUUUCAUGUCGUACAAAUCAGAGCAAAGAGACAGGUCCCAAGCUAUAUACCAUGUGAAACUUAAUGAGAUUUAUUACCAAAUGAAAAUAGAAAGAAAACAAACAAUAAAUGUUGGCUUUAAUUAAUAUUUGCAGGGAAGAGAAUGGCAUAGGAUGGAAUGUCGCUGUCAGAUGCGCUUAGGUUAUAAAAGGAACCUGUGGAAUCCAAAUUUAUUGAUUCCAAAACUUCACAAGAAAAUUAAUGGAAUCUGGUUUCCUUUUUUGCAGUUGCAUUUAUGAAUGUUUAGUACUUCCAUAUAAUAUAAAACAAUGAAAGGUGGAUAAAAGCAUCAGCUUAAACAUCAGGGAUGAAA
Durio zibethinus is the source of this 1974-nucleotide messenger RNA. RefSeq lists its product as uncharacterized. Gene Ontology annotation, molecular function: kinase activity. NCBI's taxonomy places the organism in Eukaryota, Viridiplantae, Streptophyta, Magnoliopsida, Malvales, Malvaceae. The record is from RefSeq and is a predicted model, not a curated record.